Saccostrea echinata is the source of this 1408-nucleotide messenger RNA. RefSeq lists its product as uncharacterized. Gene Ontology annotation, biological process: protein polyubiquitination; proteasome-mediated ubiquitin-dependent protein catabolic process; negative regulation of translation. Gene Ontology annotation, molecular function: translation repressor activity; ubiquitin protein ligase activity. Bases 92 to 1264 code for a protein of 390 amino acids. NCBI's taxonomy places the organism in Eukaryota, Metazoa, Mollusca, Bivalvia, Ostreida, Ostreidae. The transcript has 2 exons. The record is from RefSeq and is a predicted model, not a curated record.
CAGUUCAACUUCCAGUUAUAAUUAGCUGAAAAUAGAACAAAAAUAACAGUCAUAACACCAGAGAAAGAACUUGAUGGUGAAGAUUUGAAAAAUGGAGAAGAUUUCCAAUUUACUCUUCCACCAUGGUAACCAUGAUCAUAAUUCCCACGAACACCACGACUCCAAUAAAUACCAUGGAAACCUGAAGUCCCACGACUUCGAGAGUAAUCCCAUUCCACCGAAAGAUAUUGUAACUUGUCAAGAUGGCUUGCUGGACGUAUGUGUUUUAAGGAAAGAUACAAUGGGCGUCUGCUCAUAUUUAAAGAAAGAGAUCAACGUUUAUGAGACUACGGGUACGAAAAUUUUUACGCUCUCAUCUUCUGAUUUUCCACAGUACCUCAGUGAGACGAAAGGUGGCAUCUUGUUUACAGCAUUAGAUGAAAAUAAAGUAUUCAAAGCUCCAUAUCCACCAUUUACAAAUGUUGCGGACAAGAGAGAUGUUGACAUGGUGCCAGAUCAGAGAGAUAAAAAUGAAUCAAACAAGAAAUCUAGUAGUGCGACGAAGACCACCUCAGCUGGAAAAGAUAGUAAAAGUUCAAAGAAGCAAAACAAAGGCAAGGCAAAGGAAAAGCAAGAGGAGAAGAUGGAGGUUGACGAGGAUGGGAAGACACCCAAAGCAGGAGGAAAAAUGGAUGGUGACAGGACAGCAGACAACGUAUAUGAUAUGAAAGCAGAAGCCAUUUUUAGCACAGGUGAGUGGAUUCCAAGGGGAAUACAUUGCACAAAAUUGGGAGACAUAAUCGUCUGUCUUUGGAAUGGACAGCGAGGUGAAAAAUCACAUGGAAAAGUCGUGAAAUAUAGCAAUGAUGGAAAAGUAAAGAAAGAAAUUGACAUUUGCCACCACAAACCUCUCUACGCAUGCCCAAUGUACGUCACAGAAAACCACCACGAGGAUAUUUGCGUCUCGGAUUGGAUGAAGAAAAGUGUUAUUGCUGUCAACCGGUCGGGAUCGAAAAAGUUUGAAUAUGAAGGGCACAAGGAGCAAAAUGACGAAGAAAAGAAAUUUGAUCCAAGAGGUUUGGGCACGGAUUCUUUCAGCAACUUUAUUAUCGCUGAUUAUUGGUAUCACCGACUUCAUAUAUUGAACGAAAGUGGCCAUUUUCUAAGAUUUAUAAUCUAUGACAACAUACGAGGUCCAACCGGAGUUUAUGUAGACGAAAACAACAUGCUUUACGUCUGUGAACUGGGUGGAAAGAGCAUCAAUGUGAUAAAAUAUUUGAGAUAAGGAAUUGUCUCUAGUUAACUCUAAUUCUUAUAUACAUUAUAAUAUAUUAUUUAGUAAGUAAUGUUAUUGUAGUGUAUGUAGAGUGAUGUGUAUUUCAUGUGUUUAAUGUUAAACUCUACUGAUUAAAAUUAAUUGAUGGAUUGA